AAAGGUUGAGUAACAAAACACAAAUAAUACAAUUUGUUUAUAUACGUAACUAAAACCUGAUAAAAGUUCACAAAAGCAUAGCAUAUCUAGGUAUAAAUACACCCGAAACAGCAAGUAGAACUUAACAAAGUAUAAUCUAAUAAGAACUCCUAUUUACAAUGGAAAAAAACAUAAAUUCUUUACUUACUCGUUUAGUCUUUAUCGUUAUUUAUUGUUCACCUAUCGAUGGAACUGACCUCAAUAAUUUGGACAUUUAUGAAAAACAAAAGUUCAUAUUUCAACUAUUGGAAUAUGUCACUGAACCGGUUCAUUAUGAAAAUAUCAAAAACGUAUCAAUGUUUUUUGAUAUACAGAAACAAGUGGAUAAAUAUAAUAAAAUAGAAGACGUAAAAUGGUUCCUGAAAAUAAGACGCGAAAAAUCGCUAAGCCGAGGCGAAUUAUUCUGUAUAUUCAACAUAUAUCACGCACAAGAGGCUGUGGCUUCAUUCAAUGUUCUACACGGGGCCAAAGAUUUCUCAACCUUUCUAACAACAGCUUGCUGGAUGCGACGGAACAUUAAUGAGUUGGUCUUUGUGUACAGUUUUUCAUUAGCAGUCCGGCACAGGAAAGACUGCGUUGGCCUCGUUCUACCUCCGAUUUAUGAGAUUUAUCCAUUCACGUUCGUCGCAGCUGCAACUCAGGAAAGUAUUUCAAGAUAUUUCAUGACAUCUAACAACGCAGAGACAGUUGUAUUCAAAGCUACACUACCAGUCAAUGAUGGAUCCGAAAACGUAAAUCUAAAGUACUUUACCGAGGACAUUGGAUUAAAUACGUUUUAUUAUAAUUUUCAUUUGGAUUAUCCAUUUUGGAUGACCGAUGAAGUGUACGGUCUAAAUAUAGACAGAAGAGGAGAACUGUACAUUCAUUUACAUAGACAGUUGCUGGCUCGAUACAAUCUGGAACGACAAUCAAACCAACUUUGCUCAGUUCCUUCAUUCAAUCCGACGCAAGUUGUGGAAAGGGUUUUUGAUUCUCCGCUGAUGUUUCAUAACGGUUUCACGAUGCCAUCAAGAUUCAUGGAUUUAGAUAUGUUGAAAUAUAAAUAUGAACUUGUGAAAGACCUAGAGUUCUUGGAAUAUCAAAUCAGAGAAACUGUUUUCAGGGAACACUUUGUAAAUUGCGACGGAAAUAAAAUCGAUUUUCAACAGAAAGAGGCAAUAGAAGCUUUAGGCAGACGAAUUUAUGGAAAUUUGAGACAAUCUAAUGAUAAAUUGGAGCAUGAUUUAGAAUACACUACCCGAGCGUUGCUGAGUUUUUCAAUGAAAAUUUCACAAAGAUCAGAAAUCCCUACUGCAGGCAUACAAUAUUACGAGGCCACUUUACGAGAUCCUAUAUUCUGGGAAUUGCAAACAUACCUAAUGGUAUUACUGGAGAAAGUGAUUCAGAAAAAGCCAAUUUACCGACGAGAACAUCUGUACAAUUACGGAGUUGAUAUAACAAAUGUAUCUGUUACGCCGCUGCUGACUUAUUUUGAUGAGAAUGUAUUCGAUAUAUCUCAUAUUUACAAGGUACCGAAUCGACCCACUGGGACGGAAUCGGAAAAUGUUAACAUUUUCUACAAGAAGAAACAACUUAAUAGUGUCCCAUUCAAUAUCAGUAUCACCAUACAUUCUGCUAAAUCGGAACAGUCAGUUCUAAGAAUCUUUUUAGGUCCCUCAUCAGAUUGUGAAAGUAACAUGAUAGGCUUCGACGAAAACUUUCGAAACUAUAUUGAAAUAGAUUCAGUCAUGUUUAACCUUAAACCAGGAAAUAAUACGAUUGAAAGACAGUCUGAAAAUUUCAGCACGUUAUUUAGAUCACAAAAUAUUUCAAAACUAGGACUAAACGAAGCAAUAUCAUAUAAAUUCAAUGGCAAUCAAUAUCAAAACAGUUUUACAGGAUUUCCGGCUAAUUUAAUUCUACCGAAGGGUUUAAAAUUUGGCUUGCGACUUCAAUUGUUUGUCAUGGUGUCGCCUCUCUAUCAAAAGUUCACGGUAGAGAACAGUGUGGACCAGUUUAAGAGAAAACGCGUUUGUCGCUAUACCUUAUGUUUAGACGAUAGGUCCUUAGGGUUUCCCUUUGAUAGAUACUGGGACAAUGUCAGUGGAAAUCUGUAUCCGAAUAUGAAGUUAACUAAUGUAUUUGUAUUUCAUAAGAACAAUAUUUAAUAGAUGUUUUUAGGAUACCAUCGUAAGUAGAGUAGAUAGUUAGGUAUAAUUUUAUUUUAUUUUACGCGACAGUAAAUUAUUGGUAGGCAAGUUACAAUUUCAAGAGUAUUGUGUUCAAGUUAAAUAAAUAUUUGUUACAGACUU
This is a messenger RNA of Plutella xylostella (diamondback moth), 2330 nucleotides long. RefSeq names its product basic juvenile hormone-suppressible protein 2. The record is from RefSeq and is a predicted model, not a curated record. Lineage: Eukaryota; Metazoa; Arthropoda; Insecta; Lepidoptera; Plutellidae.